This is a messenger RNA of Apodemus sylvaticus (European woodmouse), 946 nucleotides long. It is a transcript of the gene Gstk1, whose product is annotated as glutathione S-transferase kappa 1. Gene Ontology annotation, molecular function: glutathione transferase activity; glutathione peroxidase activity. Gene Ontology annotation, cellular component: mitochondrion; peroxisome. Gene Ontology annotation, biological process: glutathione metabolic process. Lineage: Eukaryota; Metazoa; Chordata; Mammalia; Rodentia; Muridae. The record is from RefSeq and is a predicted model, not a curated record. Bases 94 to 774 code for a protein of 226 amino acids. The transcript has 8 exons.
UUUGCCGGCUGCGAUUGGCUGCUUGCUCCUGACCCUGAAACUUCAGGAGACCAAGACUUCACGUUCGCUUUCUCUCUCUCUCUCUACUGUAGAAUGGGGCCGGCGCCACGCAUCCUGGAACUGUUCUACGAUGUGCUGUCCCCGUACUCCUGGCUGGGAUUUGAGGUCCUAUGCAGAUACCAACACCUCUGGAAUGUCAAGCUGCAGUUGCGGCCGGCUUUAAUCGCUGGGAUCAUGAAAGACAGUGGAAACCAACCACCUGCUAUGGUUCCCCGAAAAGGCCAGUACAUGUUCAAAGAGAUUCCUCUCCUGAAGCUGUUCUUCCAGGUUCCCAUCCACAUACCCAAGAAUUUCUUUGGUGAACGUGUUAAGAAAGGAAGUGUAAAUGCCAUGCGCUUCCUCACCGCUGUGAGCAUGGAGCAACCAGAGAUGCUGGAGAAGGUGUCCAGAGAGCUAUGGAUGCGUAUUUGGUCUCGAGAUGAAGACAUCACGGAAUCCCAGAACAUUCUGGCUGCAGCAGAGAAGGCCGGAAUGUCCACCGCCCAAGCCCAACACUUUCUGGAGAACAUCACCACAGAUGAGGUGAAGGACAAGCUCAGGGAGACCACCGAGGCAGCCUGCAAAUACGGGGCCUUUGGGCUGCCCACCACGGUUGCCCACGUGGAUGGUAAAUCCUACAUGUUAUUUGGAUCUGACCGCAUGGAGUUACUAGCUUACCUGCUAGGGGAGAAGUGGAUGGGCCCUGCACCCCCAAACCUGAAGGCCAGAAUUUAAGAUUGCCUUAGAGAGUAACCUUUGAUUUCUCCAUCUGAUGUGGCCCUGGGAGCUAGAACAAGAGUCUGCCUUUAGCGGUGGCUGCCUUUACUCCUCUGCCUCACAAGUGCCUUUUGAAAACCCGUAAGUUCUGCAUUCCUAUAAAAUAAACCUGAUGCCACUAGACAAAACA